GUGUUUGCUUGGGGGGUGAACGAAGACGGCCAGCUAGGGCUGGAGCGGGUGCAGCGGCCCGCUGCUGUAGGCGCAGACAAUGUGAUUGUCGCCAAAGUGGUGGAGGCGUGUCUUGGUGACAGCCGCAACACAUUAGCCAUAGGCGCUGAUGGCAACGUCAUCACCUGGGGCUGGAAUGCUCGGGGCACGCUUGGGCACGGUCAUCGUGAGCCGCAGGGAAAGCCACAACGCGUAGCGGGCCUGCAGGGCGUGCACAUCAAGCAGGCGGCCAUCGGCGGCUGGCAUGUGCUGGCAUUGGACGACACUGGGCAGUGCUGGGCAUGGGGAGGGAACGAGUAUGGACAAUGCCUGCCGCGGGACAAGCGCGACAUCCUGGCACCUGUCAAGUGCCUUGAGGGCAUCGCCGUGAAGCAGGUAGCGGCAGGCGGCAUGCACUCAUUGGCGCUGACGGAGACGGGAGAGAUUUGGAUGUGGGGCGAGCCGUGGGGCGACUUCAGCAUGACCAUCAACCGUGCACCCAGGAGAAUAGACACCACCGGCGAUUUUGUGGACGUCUCCUGCGGCGCCUUCCAUAACCUGGCCCUCAACGCUGCUGGAGAGUGCUUCACUUGGGGCAUCAACGACUUUGGGAUGCUCGGUAACGGUACAACUAGCUACGCCACCUGCCCGGAGAAGGUGGUGGGACUGGAGGGUGUGUUCAUUGCCGAUGUGUCGGCAGGUGGCUGGCACUCUAUGGCCAUCUCAGCAGAGGGAGAGGUGUAUGUGUGGGGCCGUGGCGAGUACGGGAGGCUGGGCUUGGGUGACCGCACCGGCUCGUCCAAGCUGAGGCCCCAGAAGGUGAAGACGCUGGAGGGGCACAGAGUUGUGGAGGGCUCUUGCGGUGGCACCCACACCAUGGUGGUGACUGACGAGGGCCGCUGCUUCAUCUGGGGCCGUGGCGCAUUUGGCCGGUGCGUGGGAGGCUAUGCAAGAAUUAGUAGCUCCCUGAUUUGCUGCAAUGCGGCACGUGUGCAUCCAAUCGCCAUACUGAAUGCACCCAUCACAUUACACGCUCAUGCAGGCUGGGCACGGGCGCACAGAAGGACUGCCUUUCGCCGGUGGAGCUCAAACUGCCGGGCGGCCCCGAGCGCUGGCGCGUGA
Chlorella variabilis is the source of this 1140-nucleotide messenger RNA. RefSeq lists its product as hypothetical. Lineage: Eukaryota; Viridiplantae; Chlorophyta; Trebouxiophyceae; Chlorellales; Chlorellaceae. The record is from RefSeq and is a predicted model, not a curated record. The annotation marks the transcript as partial. The transcript is spliced from 9 exons.